Messenger RNA from Rhinocladiella mackenziei CBS 650.93, 1323 nucleotides. RefSeq lists its product as uncharacterized. The transcript is spliced from 2 exons. Bases 1 to 1323 code for a protein of 440 amino acids. Gene Ontology annotation, biological process: secondary metabolite biosynthetic process. Gene Ontology annotation, molecular function: FAD binding; monooxygenase activity. The record is from RefSeq and is a predicted model, not a curated record. Lineage: Eukaryota; Fungi; Ascomycota; Eurotiomycetes; Chaetothyriales; Herpotrichiellaceae.
AUGAAAAAUCUGAAUGUCCUGGUGGUCGGUGCCGGCAUAGGUGGCUUGCAAACCGCCCUCGCACUCGCAUCUGGCGGCCACCAAGUUGCUGUCUUUGAAUCAGUCAAGGAAUUCCAGGAAGUUGGGGCUGGAAUUCGUGUCCCACCAAACUCCUCACGCCUGAGCUUAUCCUGGGGUGUUGACUUUGAUUCCAUCAAAAAGGUGGUUUCAUCAGGCUUUCGAUUUCUCGACUGGAAAGACAACAAAGUACUUCUGGAUAUUCCCCUUUCCGACGUCGAAUCUCGAUAUGGAGCACCCUAUUAUUUCAUCCAUCGAGCGGACCUGAUAAAUAUCCUCGUUGACGCUACAACAAGGCAGAAAAACAUCGUCCUCCGCCUGGACAGCAGAGUUGUCGAGUAUGACUUCGAUUCCCCAGCGUUAAAGACAGCAGAUGGACAAUGGCACCAUGCAGACCUCAUAGUAUGCGCAGACGGAAUCAGAUCUUCUGUACGGAACAGCAUCAAUGACUCGCCCAUCGAACCCGUUGACACAGGCGAUGUCGCUUAUCGAAUUCUUGUGCCCGCAAAACCACUCCUCGAUGACCCUCAGACCCGGCACCUCGUCACCGAACCCUGGGCAAUGCACUGGCUAGGUCCCGAGGGACAUGCCGUCGGCUACCCACUGCGCGAGGGAGAACUGUACAACAUCAUCAUCGACAUCACGCAUUCCAGCGACCUAGGCCCGCCGCUCGACCAAGACGAAUGGAAAUCUCAAGCUGACAACACCGAGCUCGUCCGCAGAUUCGCAGAUUGGUGCUACCCUGUCCGCAAACUCUGCAGUUUGACAGGGCAAUAUCUGAAAUGGAAACUUGCGGACUUCGACCAACUUCAACACUGGGUCCAUCCAAGUGGCAAAGUCGCAUUACUCGGAGAUGCGUCACAUCCGAUGAUGCCGUACAUGGCGCAAGGAGCCGCGCAAGCGACUGAAGACGCCGCAACUCUACAAGCAGCGCUGGCUCACUUCGACAAUAUUCCUGACGCCCUGCGCGCGUAUGAGAAGCAACGACGACCUCGCGCCGCUUUUGUCGCCCGCAACACUCGCGUCCUCCAACAAUGGUGGCAUCUGUACGAUGGGCCCGAACAAGAGCGUCGCGACGAACUGAUGAAAUACGACAACAGUUCCAACCCGAUCUACUGGGGCGAGUCAACUAGAAGAGACUGGUUGUUUGGCCAUGAUGCUCGCAAAUUGCUGAACGACGACAAGUUAAAACUACCUGGUCUGCCGCCGUAUCCGGUUUCUCAAGCAUCUGUAUAUAUCAAUGUCCAGACAAAAAAUGGGGUCUAG